Messenger RNA from Dreissena polymorpha, 5387 nucleotides. Its product is annotated as toll-like receptor 1. The record is from RefSeq and is a predicted model, not a curated record. Gene Ontology annotation, cellular component: membrane. The coding region runs from base 1145 to 2749 and encodes 534 amino acids. NCBI's taxonomy places the organism in Eukaryota, Metazoa, Mollusca, Bivalvia, Myida, Dreissenidae. Gene Ontology annotation, biological process: toll-like receptor signaling pathway; immune response. Gene Ontology annotation, molecular function: protein binding; transmembrane signaling receptor activity. The transcript has a single exon.
CUCGGUCCAGCAUUGUUGUAGAAUAAUGGAUAGAGAAUCUAAAUGGAACUAGCAUAUCACACUACAAGAUAUAAAAUUCCAUGUUGAUAUACCAAGCCGUAUUUUGGGGGAAAUAAGAAAUAUAAAAGUGUACUUUUAAAAGGGAGAUUGAGUAUACACGGUGUUAAAAGGCAGAGUACAUAACUCGGAAUAUUGCGUUGUAAACACAAUGUACAUUAAUGAUGUAAUAUAAAACGCUGUAGUGUAGUUUAUUAUGUAUUUCUUUCCUUUUGAGAUGUGAACAGAUACUUACAUAAGUCAAAAGGUAUUUACGGAUAUAAAGUACGCGUCAUGUUUCAAUAUGUAAAUUGGGAUCUCGUAAAGAGAUAAACACAAGAGAAUUUCACUUCCUGCCAUACUACCUGUGUGUGCGGGUUACCACAGAGUGAUUGUACAAGUUAUUGCACGGUUUCUAUCCUUAAUCUAAUAGUUGUUUUCCAUAACCGUCAAACGACUGAGACUUGGAUUGUCAAGGUUUCACGACUAAUAGUCGCCAUGUUACAAAUAGUUCUUUUAGUUGGAUCAGUAUUCUUAUUGUGUGUACGAUCUGUGAUAACGGCGAAUAAUAAUUGCACAGUGAUCGAAUAUACCGACGAAAUCCCAAACGACAUUCCGAACGGGGCAAUUUGUGUGAAAAUAAAUGUUGUAGGAAAGGACUUAAACGUUUCAGCGACGAACUUCACAGGAAGCGGAUGGGAUGGCCUACAGAUAAUUGAAUUAAAUAUUGAUGUUUAUUCCUUGCACACGUUUUACUUUAACACUGGGUGUUUUCGUUCACUAAUUCGAUUACAAGAAUUGCACAUUCAUGGAGAAAUAGACUUCUUGAAUCCUUUUCUUGAAGGCCUUAGCGACACAGUUCGUGUUUUGGACUUUGCGAACUGUGAACGUUUUAAAAACGGUGAUCUGCAAACGUAUAUAAUAGAGGCAAACAUAACACCAGCUUUAGAAGAAUUUUACUUGAGUGGACCAAAACACAAAGAUUCAGUGUUUUACUUAACUAACGAAUUUUACAAGUUCAUAGGAAACCGACCGCUGAAAAUAUUGUAUUUAGAAAGACUGCAGAUUGAUACAUUAGACAUUAGUGCACUGUUGGACAACUGCCAUAAUGUUGUUAGUAGUCAGUCUAGAAAAGACACUGGUGAAUAAUGUACAAUAUGACUACGUAUUUGGAAGAACAUGUUCGCAUCUCCAGACAUUGAACGUAAAUGCAAUUCAAUUACCAAGUAAAACAAUGGGAUUUUGUAAAGAAAAAGGAAGCUGUGUUAAUCAGACCUUUUCUGUUCCGAAUAUCGAUAUAUUUUUUAUCCCGCUGAUAUCAAUAACCAGCUUUUCCAUGAAAAGGUUUUGUUUACAAAUGUAUAACCCCCUUUGGGAAGAUUGUCAUAUAAAUCUUGUCACCAACUUGCAGUCAAAUCUGAGGAACCUAUAUUUGGAUGACACACAUUUUUCUAGGAUCGACCUAGACUUUACUGUUAAUGGAAACGCUAAUGUAUUGGACAAAUUGGAACUGUUUUCGAUACAACGGUCAUAUGUUGAGUAUAUUAAUCCCAAAUCGUUACGAAUCUUUAAAGGAUUACGUCAUCUGCUUCUUUCAGACAACAAUCUAGGACAAAUGGCGAAGUCAAACAAACCAAUCUUUGAAUCUCUGUUGACACACAACCCUAGUGUUGAAACAAUAGAUCUAGCGCGAAACAACAUUGUUUCAAUCCCUAAUAAUUUCUUCAACAACACCAAUUAUAUGAAGCACAUUUCAUUAUCUGGAAAUAGUAUAAGUCAGAUCACCUUUAACAUUAAAAGUAUGGGCGAAAUAGAGAUUCUUGAUUUAUCGCACAACAGCAUCACCAGCCUAAAUCAAAAGUCACGUGAUUAUAUCAGUUCGAAUAUGUCACCAAAUUUUUCAGUUUUACUGGAUGGUAACCCUUUGUCUUGUGCUGUCUGCGAGGACUAUGAAUUUAUUCAGUGGCUCUUACUGGACUCGACUCCUGUUCACAAUAUCCAGAAUCUAACAUGUCGCAAUCAGACUCUGGAAAACGAGCAAAUUACAGAUAUGACACUGAAUAAACUUAAAAAAAUGUGUGACGAACCUCUUGAACGACGUAAUUUGAUCAUAGUAUCAAUUGUUGCUCCAGUUGUGUCACUUACAGUAGUAGUAAUUGUUGCUGUAACAAUUAGCCGAUGCGUUAAACAAAUGAAUAACAUGCGAAAGAUUAAAAAGGCGGAAGGUUUACUACAGCGCGGCACCGAUGCUUAUGAAUUUGCGGCGUUUCUGGCAUUUUGUAGUAAUGACGAGCAUUUUGUUUACCAUCAUGUUAAGCCGAACCUUGAAGAAGCAUUGAAGAGCCGCCUAUCAACACAAAGGGAACUUGUAUGUAUUGGUGACAAUCACUUCAACUUUGGAAAAGCCAUAUUGGAUGAAAGUGUAAGAUGCAUUCGUCGUUCAUCUUUGGUGAUCUGUUUAUUGUCCGAUGCCUUUUUUAUGAGCGACUAUUGCCUUACAGAAUUUCAGCAAGCGCAUCAUAUGGAUAAGCGAAUAAUAUUUUUUGUCAAAGGUCAGAUUGACGAAAGUAUGCUGACCCCUGGGAUGGAGGUCUUGUAUCGCAACCAGGCACGCGUGUUGUGGUCUGAAGAUGACAAUAGAGAAUAUAUCAUGAAAACUACGUGGGAUAAAGUAAGCGACUCGAUUGUGGAACUCAUUGCGGAUACACUAUAACGGACGUGGUUCGCCUCUGAAAAUCUAUUUCAAUUUCAAAUGUAUUUCCGCUAAUGUAAUCAGUGUGGUAGUCCAUGUUUAAUGUAUAGAACAUAAUAUCAACGCCGGUAUUUAAUUCACAGUUAUUAAAGAUGUGAACACAUGUAUUACAAAGUGACCGCACUAUAAAAACGUCGACGGAUUGUUUUUGGUGCUGACAUUUCGCCGCGUUCAUUAAUUGAAGUCAAUAUAACAUCAUUAUGUACCGUGGUUUAUUCGGAUGGGUGGGGUGGGGGCGUGGGGUGGCGGAUGUUAUGCUAUAUUUUAAUUAUUAACAAUUGCAAUUAUCAUCUAUCUUUAUUUGUUGGUUAUGAACCGAAACAUAUGAAUUAUAUAUCACAUAUUUAAGAGAAACUGAUUUUAAUAUUUAAAAGAAUUGUUCAACAAUAUAAAAUGUGUCAGCUAACAUUGGAUGACUCUAGUUAAAAACUGAUUUUACUAUUUAAGAGACUUGUUUAACAAUAUAACAGAUGUCAGCAGCAAUUGGUUUACUCUUUUUGCUUAGACAUUGUUCAGAUAUACAUAUAUGGUCACGAGCGAAUGUAUAUGCAAACCAUGCCAGCAGAAACUCAAACAUAUUGAAAUAAUGUACAGGUUAUCAUAUAUACAAAUAGCUUACUUUGUGAAGACUUGCUAGCUUUGUUAUUUGAAAUAAUGAGUGCUUUUACAAAUAUUCCUUUUGGUGGCAUGAUGUGAAGCAAGCGUCUUCUAUACAUUGGUACCAACAUAUUAAUGUAACGCGUGGUUGGUGAUUAAAACCUGAGCGUUUUCAUUGUAUACAGGUUUAUAGCAGCUUUAUAUGUAACUGAUUUAUAUGGUUGGCGUUACAAGGUAUUUUAAUAUGUUGAUAAUACUGUAUACCGUUAUGUAAUUUGAAAUGAAUCGCAUUUAUGUGUACAUGUAUUUAAACUAAUAGGAUGUGUUUGUUCCUUAGUUAACUUUUUAUUGUCGAGUUUCUUGUUUAAUAGUGUGAAGGAAUAUUCUUGUAUAAAAUAUAGUUUGGCGAAAAUGACUAUUGAAUUUGUGUAACACAUUCUGUAUAUAUGUACUUUUGUCCCCAAAUAUUUUGUUGACGGUGUGGAACACAACAUGCAUCUCUGUUAAUAUAUGUAAUGUAUUUUAGAAGUAUUUACCAUUAUAAUAAACGCUGAGUAUAUUGAUCGAAAACUAUAUUUAAUAGUUCAUAAAAAAUUGUGUGUCUGCAAAUAAGACGAGUACAGACUGUUCGAUCGUAAAAGCAACCAUAUAGUUGAACACACGCUCUUAACGCACGUGCACCACAUGUAUUACACAAGUAUCACAUGCACCACAUGUAUUACACAAGUAUCACAUACACCACAUAUAUUACACAAGUGUCACAUGCACCACAUAUAUUACACAAGUAUCACAUGCACCACAUGUAUUACACAAGUAUCAAAUGCACCACAUGUAUUACACAAGUAUCACAUGCACCACAUGUAUUACACAAGUAUCACAUGCACCACAUGUAUUUCACAAGUAUCACAUCACACACAACAAACGUCAGCUUUGCUUUCAACAUUAAUUCCACUGACAUGUUAAUAAACAUUUUGGCAACGAUUUAAACAUGGAUUUGAAGGCAUUACCUCUAACUUUCAGUGAAAUUAACUGUGUGUUGAAUAUCAUUGAAAAUAAAUAGAAAAUAUAUGAUAUGGGAUGAUGAUGAUAUCGACAUAGGAAAGCCUAGGCUUUCCUGCCGAUCAUCUUAGAAGUAUUGUCUCCCCUGGCAUAGAAUUUUCCAUUAAAGAAGCAUCUUUCCAAACAAUUUUCUCUUUGUUCGCGGACUAUGCAGCCUGAAUUGAAUAUCAUUCUGCAAAAUAUUAAUUACUAAAAUAAAUCGACAAUAAAUGUCGUGUUCAAUAAAUUUACGUAUUCUAUUCAGAUUGUUUUAGACCCGUGUUUUCGGAAAUCAUGUUUUUAUUAUACAAACAACAGUUUCAAUGUAAAUAACUGUAUUUAUGUAUAAAUGUCGAUUGUACGAAAUGUAUAUGCGUCGAUAUGCUAAAAUGUUCUGACCUAUAUGCUUUUGGGGUUGAAAAGUUUACGUCUGGUACAUAAUGCAAUUGCUUUAAAUAGUGAAUGAUUUUAAAGAAAAAAAAUUAAGUCACGUGUGAAAUCAUGCUCAUAUUUUAAGAAUGAUUUGGGUUAUGCGGUUGGACUGAAGCAAGGUGAGGUAGUGUCCCCGAUUUUGUUUUGUUCGUUUUCUUUGUGUGUUAUUAUUAUUUUACAAAAUGAAGUAUAUUUAUUUAUAUAUAGAUAGAUUCCAAUAUUAUUAAACCCUGAAUUAAUUUCUAAUAUUAUUAAACGCUGAAUUAACUAUGUGCGUACUGCGAAAUGCUAUUUUCGCCACUCUCGUCUUGCGCCGCACGAUUCCAACAACGUAUCUAAUGAGAGCGUUGUGUGGCUUUUGGGUACACAUGUGUGGCAAGUGGAAAUAAGUAUGUCUUAUACGGAUCUAUAUGUAUGGGGAAUAUAUUUGAUAGGUCGUUUGACUCAAAUUCUGUUCAUAUUUUAUGCGUUAUUGUAUUAUAUAUGUUAUAUUCGUGUUAUUGUCUUGUAAAAUAAACUGAAUAUUUCUAUU